Molecule: messenger RNA, 1298 nt
Organism: Eucalyptus grandis
Lineage: Eukaryota; Viridiplantae; Streptophyta; Magnoliopsida; Myrtales; Myrtaceae
Product: cyclin-P3-1
Exons: 4
Coding region: 403-1122 (239 amino acids)
Biological process (GO): regulation of cyclin-dependent protein serine/threonine kinase activity
Molecular function (GO): protein kinase binding
Source: RefSeq, a predicted model, not a curated record
AGAGAGAGAGAGAGAGAGAGGGGAACAGGGGAAGUGUGCAAAAGUAAAAAGGAGGUUUCCAUGUGAGGGGAGAGGGUGAGACACUUGUGAAUGGAUAGAUACUAAAGAAAGCAAUCUCUCUCUUUCUCUCUCUCUCUCUCUCUCUCUGUGUCUUGGCCGGUGGCAAGCUAGUGCAGAGGAGACAUGGCGAGAAUAGGGGGGGAAAGGAUGUGAGAGCCUGAAGGAAGUACGAAUGAUCUAUCAAAGUGCUCUGUAUCUUGUUGCUGUUCGCCUCCAUAUAUGCUCGUGCAGGUAGGAUGAAGCAACGAGAUACAGAGCUCUCGAGACCAGCUUAAUCAAGCUUGUUGGGUAAAAAGCCCAUUUCUUUUGUGGAGCAAUUUGGGAUUUAAAGUACUCUGGAGAAUGAGCGCUGUGGGUAUGAAAUCUAUGCAUAGCGAGGUAGCGAAGUUGGAUUUUCGAAAGGGUCGCGGAAUCCCUGACAUGGAAACCUUGUCACCUGAUACUGCAGACAUGUACCUUUCUCUUGGUCUCAGAGAACAGGGCAAAAAAAUAUUGGGCUGUCCUCGGGUUUUGAUGCUCCUUUCUUCAGCACUUGAUAGAUCUGUCCAGAAGAAUGAGAGGCUUCUGGAGACAUCACAUUCUAAAGAUGUAAUCACCAUUUUCCACGGCGUAAGACCGCCCGCUCUGACCAUUCGCCAAUACAUUGAACGCAUCUUCAAGUAUUCGGCUUGCAGUCCAUCCUGUUUCGUCAUUGCUCAGAUUUACAUGGAUAGAUUCGUCCAGAACACGGAUGUUCUCUUGACUUCUUUAAACGUUCAUCGCCUUCUUAUAACAAGUCUCACUGUAGCAGCGAAAUUUGUCGAUGAUGCGUUCUUUAACAAUGCGUACUACGCCAAGGUUGGCGGAGUGAGCACGUCGGAGCUGAACCGGCUGGAGAUGAAGUUCCUGUUCAACAUAGAUUUUCGAUUACAUGUAAGCAUCGACACGUUCCAGCGAUACUGCCUGCUGUUGGAGAAGGAAGUGUCGGAAGGACUGCAAAUUGAGCGGUCGAUUCAGUCCUGCAGGAUCACAGAAAGCUGGUCUAACAAGGAAGAUUCCACCUGGUACUCCCACAGUUGCUAGUAGAUGAUCUUGAAGGUAGAAAGAUAUUGUAUUUGUCAAUUGUAAGGUAAAAAAGAGGGGAUAGUUUUUUAUUGAAUUAUUUGUUGAAAUUGAAACCUGCAUUGGAUGAUGAUUUUUAUGGUGAAAGCAAACUUUGCUUUCCCUAUGGCAGUAUAUUGUGGAUUCAUUUUCCUUUU